ACUCACACAUCGAGUCCCCUUGAAGCUGGGAGAUACACCAGAUCCACAUCUGCUCUCCUUUCUGCCCGUCUCCGCUUCUGUGAAACUACCUUUGCACAACCUGCCAUGGUGUCCCACAAGGAAUUCGAGAAUGCCGGAAAGGAGCCCGGGCUAAAGAUCUGGAGAAUCGAGAACAUGGAUCUGAAACCCGUACCCAAGCCUCUGUAUGGGGACUUCUACACCGGCGACGCCUACGUCCUGCUCUACACCACCCCCGCCCCAUCUCACUAUAUCCACAUGUGGCUGGGAGACGAGUGCUCUCAGGACGAAAGCGGGGCAGCCGCGAUCUUCGCCACCCAGCUGGAUGACUACCUGGGGGGCGGGCCCGUGCAGUUCCGCGAGGUGCAGAACAAUGAGUCGCUCACCUUUCUGGGGUACUUCAAAUCCGGCAUCAAGUACAAGCAAGGGGGCGUGGCCUCCGGCUUCCAGCACGUGGUGACCAAUGACAUGAGCGUGAAGCGUCUGCUGCACAUCAAGGGCCGGCGUGCCAUCCGAGCCACCGAGGUGGGCCUCUCCUGGAACAGCUUCAACACCGGCGACUGCUUCAUCGUGGACCUGGGCAAGGACAUCUACCAGUGGUGCGGGAGCGAGUGCAACCGCUUUGAGCGGCUGAAAGCCUCGCAGGUGGCCAUUGACAUCCGUGACAACGAGCGGAAUGGGCGAGCCAAGCUGCACAUGGUGGAGGACGGGGCGGAACCAAAGGAGCUCCUCGACGCCCUGGGACCCAGGCCGAACAUCCCCCCGGGCUCCCCUGAUGAUGAUACCGUGGACUCCUCCAAUAAGAAGAAGGCAUCUCUUUACAUGAUUUCUGAUGCCUCUGGCUCUAUGAAGUCCUCCCUGGUGGCCCAGUCCAGCCCCUUCAAACAGGAGAUGCUCGAACCCGGGGAGUGCUACAUCCUGGACAACGGGGUGGACCACAAAAUCUUCCUGUGGAAAGGACCAUCUGCCAAUACCGCUGAGCGAAAAGCGGCCAUGAAGACAGCGGAACAGUUCAUCAAGGAGAAGAACUACUCCAAGAUGACACAGAUCCAGGUGUUGCCAGCAGGGGGCGAGACCACACUCUUCAAGCAGUUCUUCUCCAACUGGAAGGACAAGGACCAGACCGUGGGCCCCAGCAAGGCCUACACCAUCGGCCGCAUCGCCCGCGUGGAGCAGAUCCCCUUCGACGCCUCCAGCCUGCACUCCAACAAGGCCAUGGCCGCCCAGCACGGCAUGGUGGACGACGGCUCGGGCAAGGUCCAGAUUUGGCGUGUUGAAGGGGGAGAGAGAGUUCCAGUGGACCCCUCUAGCUAUGGCCAGUUCUAUGGGGGAGACUGUUACCUCAUCCUGUACAGCUACGGACAGGGAGGCAGGGAGAGGCACAUCAUCUACACCUGGCAGGGGCUGAAGAGUACCCAGGAUGAGCUGGCUGCAUCCGCUUUCCUCACCGUCAAGCUGGACGACUCCAUGGGGGGGUCUCCAGUCCAGGUGCGUGUGACACAGGGCCAGGAGCCGCCCCACCUGAUGAGCCUGUUCAAGGGCAAGCCCAUGAUCAUCCACAGCGGCGGGACGUCCCGUAAGGGGGGCCAGACGCAGGCCGGCAGCACCCGCCUCUUCCACAUCCGUCAGAGCUCCACCCGCGCCACCCGCGCCGUGGAGGUGGACCCUUCUGCUUCCUGCCUGAACACCAAUGACGUGUUCGUGCUGAAGACCCCCAGCUCCACAUUCGUGUGGCGCGGCGUGGGGGCCAGUGAGGAGGAGAUUGCCGCGGCCAAAUACGUGGUCAGCUUCCUGGGAGGAAGUGCCACCGAUGUGUCGGAGGGCAAGGAGCCAGCUGAGUUCUGGUCCGCUCUGGGUGGGAAGAAAGAGUACCAGACCUCCAAGAGUUUGCAGAAGACAGUCAAGCCCCCUCGCCUGUUCGGCUGCUCCAACAAGACUGGCCGGCUUAUUGCGGAGGAGGUUCCUGGUGACUUCACUCAGGCUGAUCUGGCCACCGAUGACGUCAUGUUGCUGGACACCUGGGACCAGAUCUUCCUCUGGAUUGGCAAUGAAGCCAAUGAGGUAGAGAGAACAGGAUCUCCCAAAAUAGCCAAAGAGUACGUGGAAUCUGACCCAUCCGGGCGCCGGGGCGUGCCCAUAGCCACCAUCAAGCAAGGGUGUGAACCGCCCACCUUCACCGGCUGGUUCCAGGCCUGGGACCCCAAGAUGUGGGACACAGACCCCCUAGAGCGCAUUCGGGCUCGCUUCUAAGUCCCCCCCCCGUUUCCACAUUGUGAAUGGCAGACGCACCCAACUGUGUGCAAAUUCAUAGCCCCCCUCUCCAUGUGGGACAGAGUCCUCUGUGUGCCGCACAGAGCCUUGUACUCUGUCACCACAUUUUGCACUCCGUACCAUCCUGACAAAAUGAAGUGCUUUAAGCUCCUAAGCUGUGGGCCACGCAUACUGGCAACCACUUUUCUGGACCAAUUCGUUUUUUUCAUGCUCUCAUUCUCACUCAGUCUCAUUAUACGACAGUAAGUUUGCCAGGUACUAUAGCGACUUUUCUAGAAGUGUUACUCCUGUGCCAAAACUCCCGGGAGGAGGGGUCACGGGUGCUUGCCCCCUUUGCUAUCUGUCUGGCAAUAUAAAUCUGUGUUGCAAAUUUUAAAAUGCGUUUUUUUUCCUUCAUAUUUACAUUUAGGUGAUUUGCAGUUGGUCAUCUGUUAAACGUAGGCUCGUUGUGGCAUGCUGUUGUAACUCAUAUCGCAUUGAUGUAAACUGCUGUGUCCAUAUUUGCUGAUUGACAUUCAUGUCAGUUUGUUUUUUACUUUAUUUUUAAUGCCUUUGCAAUGUAACAGUGCUUAGUUUUAAUAAAGG
This is a messenger RNA of Megalops cyprinoides (Indo-Pacific tarpon), 2874 nucleotides long. It is a transcript of the gene scinlb, whose product is annotated as scinderin like b. Gene Ontology annotation, biological process: actin polymerization or depolymerization; actin filament severing; barbed-end actin filament capping. Lineage: Eukaryota; Metazoa; Chordata; Actinopteri; Elopiformes; Megalopidae. Gene Ontology annotation, cellular component: cytoplasm; actin cytoskeleton. Bases 106 to 2268 code for a protein of 720 amino acids. Gene Ontology annotation, molecular function: phosphatidylinositol-4,5-bisphosphate binding; actin filament binding. The record is from RefSeq and is a predicted model, not a curated record. The transcript is spliced from 17 exons.